UCCAGUCAUGGGAACCCACCAGAGAGAUGUCCCCGUUCCUCUGUAUUCCGGGAUUCCACACAGGAAGGUCACACCAUCCCUCACCAUCAUCAGAGUGGAAUCCUCGGGGAUGAUAAUAUUGAUGUUAAAGAAGAGUAUAAAGAGGAGGAUGAGGAGUAUGGAGUGAUGGAGGAGUUUUCAGAAGGACACAAGGAUAUGAUGGAGCCACCUAAUACCAGGAACCCACCAGAGAGAUGUCCCCGUCCUCUGUAUUCCCGGGAUUCCACACAGGAAGGUCACACCAUCCCUCACCAUUACAAGAGUGGAGAUCCAAUCGAUAUAGAAUUUGAGGUGAAAGCAGAAGAAGAAGAGGCGUAUGUGAGGGAUGAUCAGCAGUCUAUGGAGGAGGAUGGAAUAACGGGGACAUUUAUAGAGGAGGACACUCCUACAGAGAUCAGCACAGUCCAUGGCCGGGAGAUGAGGAAAACCUCCGAGGAUUGUCUCACUUUGUCUCCAGACUGGAAAGUAGAAGAUGAGGACAUCACACAGUAUAGUCCAGGAGAAAACCCGGCUCCCUCCAAUGGCCAUCGUGCACCACCCAGUGUAGAUGGACCAUCGGAUUCCUCGUAUCCUGAGGAACCUCAGACUGUGCGGGACCGGGCCGGCCUCCAACAGGGAAGAGGUUCUCCUGUACUGAGUGUGGGAAAUGUUUUGUUAAAAAAUCAGUACUUGUCACACAUCAGAGAUCUCACACGGGGGAGAAGCCGUAUUCCUGUCCUGAGUGUGGGAAAUGUUUUUCAGAGAAAUCCAGUCUUUACAGACAUCAGAGAUUUCACAUGGAGGAAAAGCCAUUUUUAUGUUCUGAGUGCGGGAAAUGUUUUUCAGACAAGUCCAGUCUUUUCACACAUCAGAGAUCUCACACGGGGGAGAAGCCGUAUUCCUGUCCUGAGUGUGGAAAAUGUUUUGUUAAAAAAUCAGUACUUGUCACACAUCAGAGAUCUCACACGGGGGAGAAGCCGUAUUCCUGUCCUGAGUGCG
Molecule: messenger RNA, 1017 nt
Organism: Staurois parvus
Lineage: Eukaryota; Metazoa; Chordata; Amphibia; Anura; Ranidae
Source: the annotation of a GenBank genome assembly